Molecule: messenger RNA, 1740 nt
Organism: Chironomus riparius
Lineage: Eukaryota; Metazoa; Arthropoda; Insecta; Diptera; Chironomidae
Source: the annotation of a GenBank genome assembly
AAAAAAUAAAUUUUCUUUUUAUUUAUAAACAAAAACAACGAAAAAAAUGCCGCGAAAAAAAUUAAAAGGAAAUAAAAAGCGAAAUUCUGAAAGAAAGUCCGAUCAAUUAAGCAGUCCGAAGGCUUUUGGAGGUAAAGUGCUUAGUGAGUCAUCGUUAGCUCUCAAAAAUUGGCUUGAGGAUGUCUGUGUUAAUAUGGAAAAUGACGAUAUGGAAGAAUAUGAUGUUCCUGAAAUCGAUCAAAUGGAAAUUGAGGAUCUUGAGGAUGAGAAUAAUGAGUGUAACUUGAAGGAACUUGAGAAGCCCCUCACCUACCUCCUCCGCAAGCACCCCGACUCGCACAUCAAAAAGCUCAUAAAAAUCGAAUGUGAAUGGGAAAAGUGUCUGUACGAGACAAUUGACGACAAAGCCUACUUCCUUCAUGUCCACAAUCAUCUGUUGGAAGUAAAGAAUUCUCAAAUUUGUACCUGCAAGUGGAACCUUUGUCGAUUCGAGACGGAAAAUCGUGAGGAAUUUAUUCGACACUUGGACUAUCAUGCUUACCACACGAAGCUUAAAACUUUUGGAUUUGCACUUGUCAACAUCAUCAGCGUUCCCGUGUGUCAAGCUGACUCGAAAUUUCGCAAUGUCAUUCCGUCAAUUCCUGACAAUUACUUUUGUCAUUGGAACAACUGCAACGAGACUUACACGACAUUUUUGGACUUUAUACAGCAUGUGAAUCAUCACAUUAAUGACGACUUUCAGACUGGCUCGACGACAUGGAAGUUUUAUGAUCGUGUAAAGCUUCGGGAUAUUCCAGUGAAUUGCAAAUGGAGUGGCUGUGAAAAUAAGAAAUUACCAAAUAUUUUUGAGCUUAAGAGGCACUUGAAGACUCACACGAAUGAGAAAAUGGUUGGAUGCAUUAAUUGUGGACAUUUGUUUGCUAAUAAGCAGUUGUUUAUUAAUCAUUGUAUGCGGCAGGUUGUUGGACAGCGAACCUUCAAGUGCACGGAAUGCAUAAAAUUCUAUCCAUCUGAGAAGCUCCUUAAAGAUCACGCAAGAAGUCACGUCAACAAGUAUCAAUGCUCAAUUUGUGGACUAAGUUGUCAAAAGCAGUCUGUUCUGGCAAGACAUAUUCGGUACCGUCAUGUGAGCAACAAACCUUAUGCUUGUAAGAAAUGCAGCUAUAAAGGAACAACAAAGCGUGACUUGGACUCUCAUGCAAACAGCCACAAAACUGGUGACUUCUUCAAAUGUGACGUCUUUCAAUGCAACUACUCGUGCAGAACUUUAAUGGCAUUAAAGCGACAUGACGCAAGAGAACAUUUGGGACAGCCAGCAUUCUACAUUUGCCACAUUUAUGGAUGCAAUAAAAAGUUCCUUCGAGGCUAUUUGCUGACCAAGCACUUAAAAGCUGAUCAUGACUUUAUCAGUCCACCUGGACAUUCGAGAUUUAUUUAUAAGCAGGAUGAGGAUGGAUUUUAUAGACUGCAGACGAAGAGAGUUGAGAAUUUAAAGGAAACUAAAGUUGCUGUCAGUUCUCCGAGUGGAUUUAGUGGAACUAAAAUUUCUUAUGAAAUUUCCAGCAUUCAAAACUUGACGGAUUCUGUGAAUAUAGAUUUUAGAGUGAUUUCUCCAGAUGCUGAUGAGGAUAUUGUUGAGGCUGAUAAGAAGGACAUCAAUGACUUUGCUAUUGUUAAGAAUUAUAAUAAAUUAAUUGGGAAAAAAGUUAAAAAUUUGUAGAAAAGUUUCAAAAUUGGUGA